AGAAAAUAAAAUUGCAAAUCCAAAUCCAGCCGAGAUGAUGACUCGUCCUCUUUUUCUCGAGUGAUUUACAGACAGAGUGAAGCCCAAACGCUUUGCCGAGGUCUCCCAAGUCUGGUUGUGGUUGGUAGAUGGUGAAAGCUAUAUGCAUAUACAUAUACAUAUAGAUACAACCAUCCUUACAUACCACUACCUCCUGCAAAACCUUCCGCAUUCUUUCUUCAAGGGCUUCCCCACCUGACAAGAAUUACAACAUUAUCACGAUGAUUUAUGUGGGCGGGGUGCCAUUUGCUCGUGAUGACUCAUCCCAGGGAAUGGAGACUCUGAUUGCUUUGAUGGAACAUCCAGUUUUGGUGUCUGUGUCAAACUCCUUCAAAUCAAUGGCAGAGAAGAGGGUCUCAGUCUCUAAAAACUCCAGUUCAGUUGGGCCUGAAAUUAGUAAAUGUGUCUACAUUUUCCAAAGGGAAUUUGCAGCCGUUGACCCAGCUCUAGUGGACCUAGUUGGUACUGAUGAGGCAACAACUUGUGUUGGCAUUGCUAUAAGAAAUUGCAAAACUGGAAUGAUAUCUGUUGCUCACAUGGAUUCUCCAAAGGUUGUUGAUACCGGCCUGAGUCAGAUGUUAUCUUUAGUUGCUGAUCACGAGUCUGAUGCUCUGUUGGAUGUGCAUCUGAUUGGUGGGUUUGAUGACAUCUCGUCUCAACAUUCAUAUCUUGCUAUAAGAAGCCAGACCAAACUGGAAGGAUAUUCCUAUCCUUUGUGUGUGAAGAUAAUCGAAACCCUAAUGGAUAGGAACGAAAAGUUUCAGAUUCAAACUCUCCAUGUUCUUGGGCAUAACACGAAAUGGGACUCUGAAGGAAUCGCAUACCCCAUUUUCCAUGGAUUUGUGAUGGAGACCUCCACUGGAUCAAUCAUCCCUGCCAGCUUUGAUGGAACUUCAAGAUGCCCUGAUGAAAUUGUCCGGAGAAUUCGAGUUACUGCAGCUUUCGAGGAUCCUAGUUGGACCGGCAAAUUGCUUGAUACAUAUGAUACUCGAACUGACCAUUUUGUGAUCGCUCCAUGCGUUUGGACCAUAUGGCAAGAACAAAUUGCACUGACGCUGCAAAACCUUUCUGAUACGGAGAUACUACUGGCAUGUUCAUCUUCACCUUAUGCCGAGGUUCCUGAUUUCGUAGAUAAUGAGAAAAGGAAGUGGGAUUACUUGAUCAGACACCCAAAUUGGAGGGAAACUUUUCCUUCAAAGCAAGCCCGUGUGUUUCAGAGGACUGCAGAUGGGACCUGGAUCAAACGGUGAAGAAAACGAAAUGGUCAAUUGCAUUAAGUAAGAAGCUGCAGUACUCUAUGCCUAUUUGUUGAAGUCUGAACUGAAGCAUGAAACCAUGUUCGGCAUCUGUUGCCAACUCACAAACUUCAACCAGUGAAAGUUAGCACUUUCAUCGGCAUUAUGCCAAUCUCUUUGUUAAUAUAUUCAUAUUUCCAAUUUAUCAAGAGAAUCUUGGUGUUAUUAAAUUUUCAUUACAUUGGAAAUAUUUAUGAAAUAAAUCCAUGAUAUGUUUCUCUCU
This is a messenger RNA of Sesamum indicum (sesame), 1557 nucleotides long. RefSeq names its product protein N-terminal asparagine amidohydrolase family protein. Lineage: Eukaryota; Viridiplantae; Streptophyta; Magnoliopsida; Lamiales; Pedaliaceae. Gene Ontology annotation, biological process: ubiquitin-dependent protein catabolic process. The record is from RefSeq and is a predicted model, not a curated record. Gene Ontology annotation, molecular function: protein-N-terminal asparagine amidohydrolase activity. Gene Ontology annotation, cellular component: nucleus.